UGAAGCAUGGCAUCAAUGACUCUGAUAAGGGCAAGUGUACGACCAAUCUGCUUGACAACUGACAAGAGGCUGGGGUUUGAAGCAGACUGCAAAAAGAGCACAAGAAAGUGAUUUGCAAAGGGCAUUCCAGUUGUUAGCCUUACAUCUUCUUUCCUCUGUCUGUAAUGAAACAAGACUGUUAAUCAGCUAUAAUACCCUUGUCCUCUUGUCUCUCCACCAGAAAGUAACUAUAGAAGAAAUGCAUUGUUUUGGAGUAUUAGCUGCACUGUCUGUUUUCAACAUCAUUGCUUGUUUGACAAGAGGCAAGCCUUUAGAAGACUGGGACAAGUUAUCAGCUAUGGGAAAGUCUGAUGCACACUUUCAUGAUCCUGGGGAAGUAGAAGAUGAGUCCCAUUUUGACUUUAAAUCUUUCCUGGAGAAUAUGAAGACGGAUUUACAAAGGAGUUUGAAUUUGUCAAGAAUCCCCUCACAAGUGAAGACUAAAGAAGAACCACCACAGUUCAUGAUUGAUUUAUACAACAGAUAUGCUGCAGACAAGUCCUCCAUCCCUGCAUCCAAUAUUGUAAGGAGCUUCAGUACUGAAGAUGUUGUUUCUUUAGAUUCACCAGAAGAAAAUCCAUUUCAGAAACACAUUUUGUUCUUCAACAUCUCUAUUCCACAAUAUGAGGAAAUCACCAGAGCUGAACUGAGAAUUUAUGUCUCCUGUCACAGAGAAGCUGAGUCUCUCUCUAGGCUGGAAGGCACCAUGGUCAUUUAUGAUGUUCUAGAUGAUGGACACUGGGAAAACCCAGAAAGUACCAAAUCUUUCCUUGUCUCCCACAGUAUCCAGAAGUGUGGUUGGGAGAUGUUUGAAGUGUCCAGCGCUGUGAAAAGAUGGGUCAGAGCAGACAAACUGAAGACUAAAAACAAGCUAGAGGUUGUUAUAGAGAGUAAAGUUCUGAGUGGUUUCACUUGUGAGAAGCUGGAUAUCAGUGUUGCCCCGGAUGCUAAAAAUCUGCCCCUGUUAAUGGUGUUCUCCAAUGACCGCAGCAAUGGGACAAAAGAGACCAAAGUAGAGCUCCGGGAGAUGAUUGUUCAUGAACAAGAAAGUGUGCUAAAGAAGCUAGGCAAGAACAACACUUCAUCUGAAGAGGAUGAACAGGGAGAGGAAAAGGCUAUCACUGGGCCGCACCAGCAUUCCUCCAGAAGCAAGAGAAGCGUUGGGGCCAACCACUGCCGGAGAACUUCCCUCCAUGUGAACUUUGAAGAGAUUGGCUGGGAUUCCUGGAUCAUCGCACCAAAAGAUUAUGAGGCUUUUGAGUGUAAAGGAGGUUGCUUCUUCCCUCUGACAGAUAACGUUACCCCAACAAAACAUGCUAUUGUCCAAACUCUGGUGCAUCUCCAAAACCCAAAGAAAGCCUCCAAGGCCUGUUGUGUUCCAACCAAACUGGAUUCAAUCUCCAUUCUUUAUAAGGAUGAUGCUGGUGUGCCUACUUUGAUAUAUAACUAUGAAGGGAUGAAAGUGGCAGAAUGUGGCUGCAGGUAGCAUACAAGGCAGAAUCUCUAAGAAUAAGAAUACCCCCUUUUUCUGCUCUGUGUAAAUCUGUACAGCAGCGAUGCAAAUGAAAAUCCUUGCAAACAAGGUUUGGAGCAGGGUAUGGGGCUGCUUGUUGGGUUUGCUGCUUGUUUUAAAGGAAAAUUGUCAUUUAGAGAAUGGCAAUUAUUGUAAAUAGCCAGCAUUAUAUAUCAUGGCAAAGUGAAUACUGGAUUAAAAUAUUGUGAGACUGAAUGAACUAUGCAUUAUCUGCCAAUGUGAUAGAAUUUGAAUACCUUAUUUCAACCUUUCCGUUUAAUCAAUUCUGUUUAGGUCACAAACAAAAGGAUUUUCAGUGGAGAUUUAGGAUGUCCAGCAAAUGUUUAACAGCUAUUGAAAUCUAAUUCUCUCAGCCAACUCUGACAUUUUCAACUUCUGUAAAACUCUGUAAAUGGAAUGUAGUCUGCAUGAUAAAGUCAGGAGUCUAAAUCCAGGAAGCCUUUUCUCAUAUCAAUAAUCUCAGAGGCUUUUACAGGCAAAUUGUUUGCUCCUGCAAGUGAAGAUUUGCAGUAUUCAAAACAGUAGAGACUCUCAGUCUUACUUCGUUCCCAAGUUUCCUUCUCUGGGUAGCAGGUGCCUUAGUUUCAGCUUUCUUAUCCUCAACAUCCCUAUUUUUACCCCUUUAUGGCACAUACUUGAAUGAUAAGAAGUGCAGCCUUCCGCUUCUAAGACACUGUUUCCUAGGAGGAACAGCAGCCCUUAUCUCUGCACAAAGAUAAGGAACCACUUUGACCUACUGCAUAUUCUUAGUAUUUCUUUGCAAGAACAUGCAGUCAAAUGAUGUUCAGCCUUAGAAGCUGUAUCCUAAGAGCAGUGGGGGUUGGCAAAGCUCAGCACUUUUGAAAAGCCCAGGCUACUUAUUUGAAGG
Messenger RNA from Manacus vitellinus (golden-collared manakin), 2441 nucleotides. RefSeq names its product growth differentiation factor 2 (gene GDF2). Gene Ontology annotation, cellular component: extracellular region. The record is from RefSeq and is a predicted model, not a curated record. Bases 239 to 1525 code for a protein of 428 amino acids. Gene Ontology annotation, molecular function: growth factor activity; cytokine activity. NCBI's taxonomy places the organism in Eukaryota, Metazoa, Chordata, Aves, Passeriformes, Pipridae. Gene Ontology annotation, biological process: BMP signaling pathway; SMAD protein signal transduction. The transcript is spliced from 2 exons.